CUUCAUUCACUGAUCUCUUCCUUCUCAAAGCAAACAACUUCUCUCUCAAAAGUGAAAUUAAUGGCCAAGGUUCAUCCUCUCCCACCUGUUGUGCCCAAGGUUUCUUCGAAGAGAGAAUCAUUUACCAUAUGGAUGAAAUCUCUUGUGAUGCAAGCGAAUGGAUGCACCGUUUACAAUGAAAACGGCGAGAUCGUUUACCGUGUAGAUAACUAUGAAAAGAAAGGCAGCAAUGAAGUUUAUGUCAUGGAUCUCCGAGGCAAGGUUCUGUACACAAUUCUCCGAAGGGUAUGGUUUUUGGGAAGGUGGGAGGGUUAUAAAGGAGAUAGUUCAAGCUUGAAUAAAGAGAAACCGAAGUUUAAAGUAACCAAAAAGGGUCAUGUGAAUGCUGAAGCUGGUUGCUAUACAUUGGAAGCCUUGGCUGGUAAAUCCGCAUUCAAGAUAAUAGACUGCAGGGGAGGUGUUUUUGCUGAGGCAAGACGAAAGAAGUCAUCUUCACGGGUAGUUCUUGGAGAAGAUGUGUUAAGUUUGGUGGUGUAGCCUCAUGUAGAUCAUUCUCUUAUGAUGGCUCUUGUGACCGUGUAUGGAUUGAUGCAUUACAGAUUGUAAAUGCCCUUCAAAAUUGUCCCAUGGUUUCUUAACUUAGUUGCAACAUCAAACCAACAUGGUACAGAGAUUUUUUUAUUUUUUCUUCCAACCUUGAAAGAAACUAACUAAUCUGUGAAUGGGAAUUUCAACCAUUUGUACCUGAGAAACUGACUCUUA
Messenger RNA from Pistacia vera, 762 nucleotides. Its product is annotated as protein LURP-one-related 4-like. Lineage: Eukaryota; Viridiplantae; Streptophyta; Magnoliopsida; Sapindales; Anacardiaceae. The record is from RefSeq and is a predicted model, not a curated record. The coding region runs from base 61 to 537 and encodes 158 amino acids. The transcript has a single exon.